AUGGAAUAUGGUGCAGGCAAAGCUGCUCUCCAAGUUCGGUGCAUGCAUUAUGCUGUCAUCAAGCACUUCUACGACGAGCUGAGACACGCAGCGCUUUCCGGAGAUGCAAUGAUAUGGUGCCUCGGACCCUUCAACGAUCCAAUCUAUACGACCUUCGAAGACCAGGAUCUGAAGACACUUGCAGACCAUAUGUACUUCAAACUCAGCGCUCAUGUCCGUAGUCGACAUUACGACCUAAUUGCUCCAGUGACUGACGUCAGAAAUAGCCGAGACGAGGUACUUGCGUUGUUGAACAAGGAAAUGACUCUAAGCAUGAAAAUUAGAGAUUCCAAUGAUGGAAAGCUACUCGUUCCCAAGAUUUUCCGAGACUUGUACGAAGAGAUCAUGUAUAGCGGAGGAUGUGGAAUCGCCAAGAAAGUUGUUCUAGAGAACUUUGCUUUGGAUUUGCGGUCACAUCUUUCAAUUGGCAAUGUUGAGUUGAUCGAAGCCGGCAAGGAUGUCCACGAUUGCCAGGAUCACUUCUUGUUGAACAUGCUAGAGGCAAAUGACUAUCCUUGGGAUUCCUCUGAGAUCGAUUGGUAG
Molecule: messenger RNA, 582 nt
Organism: Cadophora gregata
Lineage: Eukaryota; Fungi; Ascomycota; Leotiomycetes; Helotiales; Ploettnerulaceae
Exons: 2
Coding region: 1-582 (193 amino acids)
Source: RefSeq, a predicted model, not a curated record